AUGGCUUCCCCUAUCUUCAACCUCCCAGUCGAGGUCCUUCAACGUAUCUUGCUGUUCUGCACACCGAGGGACGUAUCGACGUUUUCAAGGUCGUGUCGAGCAACGUACAGCAUUGUCUACCAGGCCGAUGACCAGCAUCUUUGGCGGGAACUUUACCUUGGCCACCCUCUUGAUAACCCAUAUGAAGUGGUCCAGGAAAGGAGGGACCAUAAACUUCAUGCACGGAGUGUAGACAAGCUCAAUUGGAAGGAACGGCUCACAGAGGUCGUUAAGGCUGCAUCCCUGGCUACUUCUUCCCAGCAUCCCACUAUGCCUGACUGCACACAGGCUAUUCGCACAUUUCAUACGCUGCUCUCCGAACUGCGGGUGGCCUGCCGUUCUAAAAACGGAAGUCUCGCCGAGUGCUACAACUCCCGAUGGCUCGAGGACACAUUAUCGGGCUCUCUCCUCUUGGAAAACCCAGAGGAGGAAGACGUCAGUUCCGAAGUCGCCAAACAGCCUAGCGACAUGCCACUGAAACGGUCCCGCCUUCGUAUAUCUCUGUGCAAGUACUUCGACAACCCAUCCAAUGUGAACGUCGAGGACUCCCCAUUUUACGAGAGGCGCAUGACAAGCCGGUGCUUCGUGUACGACCUACGCAAUUACACCUCGUCCACUCGCUGGGGACCGUUCUACCCUAGUGGUCGACCAGACUGGGUUCACGUCGAUCAUCUCAUGACGGUUGUAUGGAUGAACGUCUGUGAGUUAUCCGCCGUGAAUCUCCCAUUGCCACCGCGGGGGAUCGAGGCAAUUCGAGCUUUCUCUGCUCCGGGUAGCGACCCGAAAGCAGAGGAUUGGGCAGGGGCCGAAGGUACAGUUCUCCAUCUGCGCCCUACCCUAGAAUUAUCUAAGCUGGCACCAUUUCCUCAGGAUCUUGGAGCAGAUUCGUGUGCUUCAUGGACUACCGGGAUUUAUUCGUUCUCCGACGAUGGCCCGCGGUCAUCUCGCAUGUUCUCCGACCCUGGCUUCCGUGAAGCGAUCCGCCUUCUAGAGGUUACCUUGAAGCUUAUCACUCCGGACGAAUACAAAGCUUAUGGUAGAGGCGCCCCCGAUAUCCCAGCAGAAAGUGAAACAGAUGAGCACCACCCGGUCCUUUUCUUCAAGGGCGGCUCUCGAGGACCUCAUGGCGCAGAGUCUAUCAUUCGGGGCCUAGUUUUCAUGGAUACCGAAGGCUUCGUGAAGUGGCGCCUUUUCUCCGUCUAUGAUAGCACACCGCAAUGGAGGUCAGUCCUUCGUUCUUCACCCCGUGCUUAUUUCUAA
Molecule: messenger RNA, 1299 nt
Organism: Coprinopsis cinerea okayama7#130
Lineage: Eukaryota; Fungi; Basidiomycota; Agaricomycetes; Agaricales; Psathyrellaceae
Exons: 4
Coding region: 1-1299 (432 amino acids)
Molecular function (GO): protein binding
Source: RefSeq, a predicted model, not a curated record